Symbiodinium necroappetens is the source of this 664-nucleotide messenger RNA. The record is from the annotation of a GenBank genome assembly. Lineage: Eukaryota; Dinophyceae; Suessiales; Symbiodiniaceae.
GUCUUGCCCAGCCAGCGAGUGUGCAGAGCACGAUUGCGAAGACAGUACCGCGGAAGGCACCGACGAUGGGCGUGACCACGAUGACUUCGUAAAGCCUAUGUUUCCGACGCCAGAGAACUCACCACGGUCCUUGGCAGAAAGGUCCUCGUGGAACUGGCCUUCAGCACAAGCAGGAGAGCGCACUCGCUUGAGCAGCCAAGCGGCUCCUUUCCAACCGCAGCCCCCACGAGCCCACAGCACUACAUGGUAUGCGGUUCCGCCCACGCGCUACGUGACUCCGGGCACCCGACCAGUGCCAUCCGUGCCGUCCGUGCCGUCCGUGCCGUCCGUGUCGACAGCGCAGCAGGGCUCCUUCCCAGCGUGGAGCUGGGAUGAGGCGACUCCCUCGGAUCCCAAAGUGCCGCCUGUGAUCCUUGGAUCCGAGAUGCUUCCGAGCCUUGGGUCGGGUGGCCACGCCACCGGCGAGUGCAAGCCCUGCGCCUUCUUCUACAAGAAAGCGGGCUGCGCCAGCGGCCGGACCUGCCUCUUCUGCCACUUGUGCGAGAACGGGGAGAAGAAGCGCCGGCAGCGCGAGUCGAAGAAGGACGCCGUGACGGCGAAGCCCGGGCUUGGGUUUGGGCCCCCCACUAAAGCCCAGACCCCGGUUUUGACCUGUGCCAGAUGA